This is a messenger RNA of Frieseomelitta varia, 3155 nucleotides long. RefSeq lists its product as uncharacterized. The record is from RefSeq and is a predicted model, not a curated record. The transcript has 9 exons. NCBI's taxonomy places the organism in Eukaryota, Metazoa, Arthropoda, Insecta, Hymenoptera, Apidae. Bases 792 to 3086 code for a protein of 764 amino acids.
UACGAAAUAAUAAAUUUACAAUUUAUUACCGUUACGAGUUAUAAAUCGAUAUAUCUUAUUGUAAUCAAAAAGAUUCAUUCAAUAGAGACAUGAAAGUUAACUGAUUUAAAUAUAGAAUAGCUUACAUCACUAUUCAUCAUUUAUUGUGGCUAAGUUAAAUUCAAAUAAAUUUUCAUUAAUUCUACCAUUUCACGUGUGUUAUAUGUAAAACAUAAUAAUCAUUAUAAUUUUUAGUAACAAGCAGUCGUAAAGAUAUCUUAGAACUUCCAGGCUGGAAAUGGAAAAACAAAUUUUCAUUUCAUAGAAUUUUCGAUCAACUUAUAAAUCAAAAAAUUUUCAGUGCCGGAAAGAAACGACUUUGCAUUUUAUAAUAAUUUAUAAUUGAAAGAUGCAAAGCUUAUAAAUAGCGAAAUUCUAUAUGUAUCAACAACAAGAUAAUAAUAAAUAAUAAGACGAAAUUGAUUUGAUAAAUUUAGUAAUGCUCUAUUUAUGUUCCAAAGAUAAACAAUGGACAAGCGUAAAGCUUAGGAUAGUCUGAAUUCUCCCUCCAAUCAUCCUUUGUGUAAAAUCAAUAUUUCUAGCAAAAGGGUGAGAGGAAUGGAUGGAACCGUGUAUAUCCACGAAUUGGAGAAGGGAUGUUAAUCGGGCUACGCUAUACGCAACGCCUGUUGCUGCAGCCACAUUUCAAAGUUCGCUGUUGGGAUAAGUUAUUCAUUUGAAUUUUAAAAAAAUUGUGUAUUUAUGUAUUAAAAAAAAGUUAGUGAUGUGCUGUGAAUAUCAAUCCAAAGAUUAUGGAUAAGCUGACUAACUGGACCCGUGGUAUAAAUGUAUCAUUAUCAACACCAAUACCUGGGCAAAAUUGUCUCUCAAACUUGUCAACAUCUUCAAUUUUAGACAAAUUACUAAUCAUUACUCCGUCAUUGGUAUCAAUAAAUCAAGAGCUAAAAUGGAUUUUUCUUUUACAUACAUAUGGUUUCGCCUGUCUCUUCUUUAUACUUUCAUUUUACACAUUUUUAUCUAUUCUACACUUAAGAUCACUCAUAUCAAGCCGGCCUUUUAUGUCUACAAUUAAUAUGUUUUUAUGUAUACUUGGAGCAUCAAGAGCAGCAUGCCUCUUCAUAGAUCCGUACAAUCUUAAAGAUGUUAUGCCCAAAAUUAUUGGAUCCAUAAUGUGGGAUAUUGGAUUUCCUUGUGUAACAUCUGCCUUUAGUCUUAUUCAACUGGCUUUUUUGCAAUUAACUCAGCUCAAAUUUGGACCAGAAAAAAUUCAAAAAGAAUCUUGUCUUAGCUUAAUCAUAACAGGACACUUUUUUUUUGUAAUUGCUAGUGAUAUUGCUCUUAUCUCCCACAACUGUUAUAUGGUAAAAUAUGUGGUCCAAACAGUGUUCCUUAUCUGGAGUAUCUUACUAUACUUAACAUUCCUGCAUGCAGGAUAUAAGAUAAUUCAUUUACUGCAAACUGUGCCAAGUAGCAUGUUAAUGAGAGAUAGUUCUAACACACAUCAGAAAGGUAUUAUGCAACUGGCAAUGUUAGCUCCUUACAAUAACUUAGCAUCAUCUGUUGCUGCUGCCUUAGUACCUACUUUGCUCAAUCCCAAAAUAAAGGAUGCAGAAAUAACAGAACCUGCAACUUUUACAAACGAUCCUGAGAAAAACCCUAAAGAUCGACUUAUGAAAAUAGCCGAAAAGGAGGAACAAGAGAAAAAAGAAUGUGACAAAUCUUCCUGUAAGAGUAUGUCGUCUCAAGAGGAGAAAACAGUUCCCAUGUCAACGGUACCGGAAGUAUAUGUCAGACCUCCAACGCCUACGCCAUCGACAACUAAUUUACCUAUAAUAACAGUAUCCAGUCCAAGCCGUAGAAGUUCCGUAGCUAGUAGACGAAGCAGCGACGCGUCUAAAUCUUCUCGUAGAAAUUCAGAAUGCAGUGUUAGAUUCAUAAACGAGGAGGACGGUUUCACAUCGGAAUGUCGACGUAAUUCUGACUUUAGUCCGAAACAUUCGCCCGAGAUUGAUAGGAGACGCUCUCCGGACAGAAUCUCUCGAAGAUAUUCCGAGAACGUAACACCUUUGGGAAGCGUCCGAGACUUAAGACGAUGCUCUGACUUUUCUCACGAGAAGAAUCGAAGCUCUCAGUUUGCCGCUAAAUUGAAAAGGAAUAGCGAUUUUGGAAAUAGAACACCAAGGCGAAUGUUACCCCCAACUGAUCAUCAUAAAUUGCCAAAAGUCGUGGAUCUAAGCCCAACAGGCUCGAGACGCAAUUCAGAUAUUAGCGGUUUUAGUUCUCGAACAGAACUACGCAGAAAUUCCGAUAUCUCCUUCCGGCGUAAUUCGGAACUCGCACAAGUCAAGCCGUUGGAUCUAAAUCGCCGAAGUAGCGAGAUUAGUAUUAGAACCCUGAGCAGAAGUCCAACUCACGGUCGUAACAUAGUUCCUGAAAAAAUAGAGAUACAAGAAAAAUCUGAAUCUGACUCGGAUCAGCCCGACUGUAGCGAGAAAGCAGCUCUAAUGACAGAAAAGAGCAAAGAUAAAGAUGACGAUGGAAAAGUGCGAAAGAAGAAUUUAUCUUGGAAAAACGAGAAAGAAGACGUCGAGGAUAUCACUGUCGAGACUACAUUGCUUCCCGAAAAUACCAAGAUUGAUGGAAAAAUUGGGAAUAAUGAUUUUACGCUUAAUUCAAUAUUACAUCAUAUUGCAUACGUCAAUAGAACUAAAUCCGACACGCCUUUACAUAUGUUAGAAGCAAAUACAGCGGCAGUUAGAAGAUCGCAAAUUCGAAAAGUAUUAAAUGUAACAUAUGCAACCGCAAUUUUAGGAAUCAUUUUAUGCAUUACAGAUGUAGCACGUAUUUUCGGACCGUACGGACUUUUAGCUGAAACUGGGAAAUAUGGUGCCCUAUCUAUCACACAAUACCCUAAACCAUGGCCUUGGUUUAUCUAUCAAACUUUGUGCAGAGGUUUAGAAUUGAUCAUGGGUUGGGCAAUGGCGAGUAUUACCAAGCAACCAUCAGUAAGCCCACGACAUCAAUAUUUAAGCAGUUACCCUAAUUAUAAUAUACAUGUGAAAAGAGGUAAUAACCCUUAUAUAUGAAGCAAUAUGACCCUUAUAUACAAAGUUAAAAAUCAAUGAAUUGAAAUAUCAAACUGAAUAUUUUUAAAA